AUGCGUGUCAUCCAAGCCUUUCAAAUCGUGCUGGUGACCAUGAUGUUACCGCUUGCAAGCAGCAAUGGUUUCGCCGCUGAAAUUGCUGCAUCUGACUCGACUCGCAACUUGAUGUCCUUUGAAAAAGACGUUACACCGAACAAAUUGGUCAAGUCUCGCGAGCCGAUUGCGAAUACGGAAGAACGAGUAGCGCCCAUCACUGUAAUUGGAUUCACGCCAACCCACAGUCAAGCAAAGCGCGAUGGCAAGAAGCGAGUUGUGACCAAGUUCCAAAACAAGGGUGUCCUGCAACGACUUAAACACUGGUUUACGUUUCGUCGACUACGAACAGUAGCGCUCUGA
Molecule: messenger RNA, 342 nt
Organism: Peronospora farinosa
Lineage: Eukaryota; Oomycota; Peronosporomycetes; Peronosporales; Peronosporaceae
Source: the annotation of a GenBank genome assembly